GCAGAAGAUUCUCUGCGCUUCGCCGCAGCCUGCAGCCUUGCGCAAGCAGCCAGCGCUUCGACUCGCAGCCGCAGCGCAGGGCUGGAGCACAGGGCGAUCUCGAAUUCAGAUUCAGGACUUCGCCACUUCAGCGCGGCUGCGCGCCGCCCUUUGCCCUGCGCAGCGAGGGGCAUCUUGGCCUGCUUGUUCGUGCCUCCACCGAGCGCAAGCGCCGGCCAAGCGGCGGACUCCGAGCUCCGUGCGCAGCAGCAGGCAGAGCAUGACCGAGGACAAGGGCCUGCCACUGGCUGAUCCCACGCUUGCGAGUGAUGGCCUGGACCACGCCGUCGCCUCUGCCUGGCCGCAGCAGGGCAAGGCGACCUUGGACACAUGUCCAUGGCAUAUAGUCUGCCUCAGCCCAUCUGGCCAAGGGGUGCCGAGAGGCCUCGAGGGAAGAGGCAGUGCCUGCAUGCCGAGCCUGCCGGUCGUCAACGGGCAUGGGGCGCGUGCAGCGCCAGGCGCGCCACGCUCGGCGGCGCGCAACAGCACACCGCAUACGCGCGCCCCCGCCCUCGGCCCUCGACGUUGAGGCCCCAGCCGCCGACGCUCGGCGAGCUGGCCUCGCUUUUGCGGCUGCAAUCCAGCGUUGCUUGAGCUCCACAUCCUCUCCGCCCUCACUGCCUUGUACACCCUCGCCAGAGGCCUCACGACGACCAGCACACCUAAAGCAGCGCCUCGCGCGUCCAACUCGUGCGGUUGCAUUCCGAGCGGGACUUUCGGCUGUCCACGCCUCCAUUCUGCUCUGCGGCGCACACGUAGUGCUGCCCUACAGGGGCGAUGUUGUACCUGACAGCUGACAAGUUCCCGGUCUUCGUGCCGUUUGGCAUCAUCGGCUUCUACCGGUAUUUCUGGUACAUCAUCCGUCUCUCUGCGGCCGUCGUGUACCGGCCGAUCAAGCCGC
This is a messenger RNA of Tilletiopsis washingtonensis, 940 nucleotides long. RefSeq lists its product as hypothetical. The record is from RefSeq and is a predicted model, not a curated record. The coding region runs from base 260 to 568 and encodes 102 amino acids. NCBI's taxonomy places the organism in Eukaryota, Fungi, Basidiomycota, Exobasidiomycetes, Entylomatales. The transcript is spliced from 2 exons.